AUGGUCGUAGCUGGUCCGCCUGGAGCAUGUCGAAUUCUGGAGCAUCCUGUCGAGCUCAUCGAGCUCAUCGAGCUCAUCGAGCUCAUGCUCACACGCGGUGACCGGACCGACAUCUUGAACACUAGAGCAACAUGCAGGGAUCUCGAGGCCAAAUCGAGAGCGAUGCUGAUCGACAAUUUCUUUCGUGACCGAACCUUUAUUUUGGCGGACAGAACAAGUAUCAGCCGUCUGCUCGGGAUCUCGAAGCACCCUGUCUUCUCUAAGACCAUGCAAUCUAUCAUCUUCACUGUUGAACAGCUUCGACCUCUUGAUAGACGAUGGCAUCAGUCUACAACCGCUGGAAGUGUUGAUCUCAGCACAACGCCUAGAGAGAAGAGAAUCAUGCUGAGGGAGACAGCAAAGGUGAUUGCAUCUCCAAAGGACGAAGCGAAGCGUUGUCAGCACGAAGUUGAAACACAGCUCACUGCAAUGUUUACCAACUUCCUCCACGCGGCAUGUGUACUCGCUAUCUUCGCAGUCCAUGACUGUAAUAUGGAGUCAACAGGACGUCGAUGCGGAGUCUAUGGGUUGAGUCGUCGAGGCGGGCUGUCUGAGUACCCCAAACCAGUGGCAGGGUCCACCUUAUUGCACCCAGGCUACGCAUGCAACAUCAUCCUGGGAACUCUCAUCCGGUCAGGCUACCCGCCAGAGGUUGUUGAGCUAGGCAGCAUCUACAUAUCGAACCUCCGUUUCGACGACAACGUCUUUGUUGCGUCCAGACUGCGUCGACUAGUCCUCGACAUCGAUUGUACUGCCAGAUUUGGAUCUAGCAAUGAAGACGAAACCAACACGAUGCAGACGGAUAUGGCAACAUUGUCUCGCCUCCUAUUAACAGCAACAGAGCUACGGGAUCUGGCGCUGGAGACCCACAUUGAUCCAGGAGCACAGCGCCGGGGAGCAAUUCUAAACAGCAUUCUCGGCAUUCCAAACACGGCGCUCAUGAGACUCGAGUGCUUGAUAAUCGACCAUCUGAUCCUCAACCAACCGUCAGCAUUGGAAGACUGUGCCAAGGUCCGGCGGCAGACUCUGCGGGUGGUGAAAGUUGGUUCGUGGGAACCUCGUCGUGAUAGCCAGAUGGAGGAUAUCAACUUGAGGGUCUUAUUUGGAGUGCCGAGAAAGAGGAUAUGGAAGUUUGCAUUCACACGAAACGAGGCAGAGCUAAGGGGAGGUAUUGAAGAGAAGUGCAGUCUCGCUUUCGUUGAAUUUGUGCUCGUGCGCCGUACUUGGGCUCGCCUAUGA
Molecule: messenger RNA, 1278 nt
Organism: Fulvia fulva
Lineage: Eukaryota; Fungi; Ascomycota; Dothideomycetes; Mycosphaerellales; Mycosphaerellaceae
Exons: 1
Coding region: 1-1278 (425 amino acids)
Source: RefSeq, a predicted model, not a curated record